Nylanderia fulva is the source of this 3512-nucleotide messenger RNA. RefSeq names its product Hormone-receptor-like in 78. The record is from RefSeq and is a predicted model, not a curated record. Gene Ontology annotation, biological process: regulation of DNA-templated transcription. Gene Ontology annotation, molecular function: sequence-specific DNA binding; DNA-binding transcription factor activity; zinc ion binding. Lineage: Eukaryota; Metazoa; Arthropoda; Insecta; Hymenoptera; Formicidae.
CUAAAAUUUUCCGAUUUGUUCUUUAUUUUCUCCGAGAAAAUAUGCUCACCGUACAUAUAUGAAAUAUUAUUUCUCGCACUGUUAAAGCAUCAUGUUUUAUUGCCCGCGACACGAAAACGUGGCGUUAGCGUAAUCCGAAAUAUCGCGGUAUCGCACAAAGACCGCGGCGAAGUCAUAAACGACGUUAUUAAUCCGCGGCCACACACAUGCGCGUCCGACCUAUUCUCAGUCGCCGGGUGACCUCGACAACGUCGGCCGAUAAGUCAUCGCAUACAUGACAUAACGUUCACCGGAGAAAAAGCCACGCUAUCCGGACGCGCCGCGGUCAGCUCGGCAACAAAAGCUGCGAAUUUUUUUUCGCAACGCGAUAGCUGCACCACAGAUUUCCCGCGUCCGAAAAUGCCAUUCUUCAGAUUCUCGCGUUAUCCUAUAUAUUUAUUUUAUUGUGAUUUCUUUAUUAAAUUUCUCUCUCUUGACAUUUCGCAUAUUUCUUUCCCCACGCAAUUCUAAUUUGAAAUUUCGUAUAUUCUCCUAUUAUUCUUUAUCUCUUUCUCGAAUUCCGUAGUGACUUUAGCCUGACCAUUGGAUACUUUGUCCUUUAACCUUUUUCAGUUCCCCGUGGUGAGGUCACCUUUGACGUCAGUAACUGACGAUUAUACGACUACUUAUUGUUAGAAAGAAAUGCAGCCUAUUCAAAUCGACAAAAAUACGAUCCUUAAUCCUGCUGUCAAAAUCGUACCUAUUGUAAAAAAAACAUCAUUUUGUCUAAAAUUUCAAAUCUCGUUAAAUCAGGAGACGCGGUAGCGUCUCGCUAAGUCAAUCUUUUCUUCAAAUUCAACCGAAAGAUAUCGAAAAUAUAGUGAAAACAUCGAGAGAUAUAAAAAAAAAACCGAUAGAAGUUCCUGCGACCAUUACACACAAACACAUCUCCCCAAUCCCUAGUAAUCUUUAUUCGGGUUCUGUCCUAUUUCUAAUUAACAAUCAACGAUAUUUCUAUCUAAAAAUGGAGCUAAUCUAUCUGCAUGCACUACUUUCUUCCGAUGUCUGGGUGUUUUCUGAAUGCAGUACACCACAUCGUUGAAUUUCUUUACAAUAGAGAAAGAUCCUUCCCAAUUACUCUGUAACUUGGCUCUACCGCUACUGUGUAUCCUUUACCAGAGGUAACACGAUUUCGUGAAUAUCACACAUACAAAGGACAAAUAUUCCAUCUGAAUCGCAAGUUCAUUUUUCGGGAAAGACGAAAAAAGGUAGGAGGGAAGGGGUCGUGUGAUCGAUCGCAGGCGUGUUACGUGACAACUCCGGUCUCUCAGGUAUAGAGCGAAAGAGAGAGAGAGAGAGAGAGGAAAGAACCUGGCACAAGAGCGGGAAUGCACCUGGCCGGCCCCGGUACACACAAGAGAGUGACCUGCCAACCUGCGUGGAGAACAGCCUGCCCGCUCGCCCGUCUAUAACCGACCGACCGACCGACCGGCUGCGUUCACCUGUGUGCAAGGUUGCUGCGAGAGAAGUGCGGCGGCAGCGCGCGGCUCUUCGUCUUCUCGCGAACCACGAGUGCCAGAAGCACGCUUCGGUCGCGUCUCCGUCUUAAAUGUAUAUAUAUAUAUAUAUAUAUAUAUAUAAAAACAUACGUAUGUAUAUCCUUAUCGGCUCGUUCGCCGCCACGCCGUGACCCGUAUUUAAGCGAGACGGAUACCUUAAAGAGGAUCGCAGGAUCUACAGGGACCCAGAGAUCCCGAGCCGAAACAACAGAGAGAAAUGGACAGAGACCAUAGAGAACAACGCAAUCAUGAUAAUCUGAAUGAGGAGUCAGAUUGUAAAGUUGGAAUGGAUUUCCGCAAUUUCUCUCAUCAGCACGAUCGUAUGUCGGACAUCGAGACUGAGAGAGACAUGGAAAUCGAUCCGGCUGAUCGCGUCGACAACUUGCACGACGAUAAAUCCGAGAAAUUAGGAAGAAAUUUUCAUAGUAUAGGGCAUCACCCAGCUAUGAGGGACGUAGAUAGGGAUCAAAAUAAUCACGUUGACAAUAUGCAUGAUGAUAAAAUGGACCAUAAAAUAGGAAGAGAUUUCCGCAAUCUGGGUCAUCAUGCUGGAAUGGUUCAUUUGCAUCCUGGUAUGGAGCAUUUGAGUAACGAUGUACGUAUCGAUGUCGAGGUGAAAUUAGCGAGAGAUGUUCGCGGAUCAUUAGGUUUAGGACUAUCCUUAGAACUCUGUGUAGUUUGUGGAGAUAGAGCUAGCGGCAGACACUACGGAGCGAUCAGCUGCGAAGGUUGCAAGGGCUUUUUUAAACGCAGUAUCCGCAAGCAACUGGGUUACCAGUGCAGAGGAAGCAAAAGUUGUGAAGUUACCAAACACCACAGAAAUCGUUGUCAGUAUUGUAGGCUUCAGAAGUGCCUGGCUAUGGGCAUGAGAAGCGACUCUGUCCAACAUGAGAGAAAACCCGUGUUGGGUGAAUCGGCCGCGACAAAAGUAGGUAACCGCAGCACCAGAGUAAAACCAGAACCGCAACAACCCGCACCCGAGGUGCCCCCAGCUUGGGAACAACCCGAGAGUCCUAGUAUGGAAGAUCAAAGUAGCGACAGCGAUCUCAGUGAUGCUUUAACCUUAGCUCGCGACCGUUUACUCAUCUCCCAUGCGUUGGAUAGUAUGGUUAAACUCAUCGGUGACACCGUUAAUGGUUCGAGCGAACCGGAAGAAGAAUGGACUGGUCAAUUAAUUUCCGAACGAAAUACAUUGUUUGAAUUGAGGGCGCCCAGCCCGGCACCCGUAUAUUUAUCUAUUCAUUACAUAUGCGAAAGCGCGGCUAGGUUACUAUUUUUAUCUGUACAUUGGGCGCGAGGAAUUCCAGCAUUUCAAGCUUUGCCAUCUGAAAUUCAAACUACUUUAGUGCGAAGUUCCUGGGGACAAUUAUUUACACUAGGUCUAGCACAAUGCGCAUACACACUUUCUCUUCCUAGUAUUCUGUCGUCGAUAAUCAAUCACUUGCAAACUAGUAUUGCGCAAGAAAAGGUCACAGCUAGCAAAGUAAAAUGUGUUACGGAGCAUAUAUGUAGAUUACAGGAUUGUGUGAGUUCACUGCACAAGUUGCAAGUGGAUUCCGUUGAGUACGCUUAUCUUAAAGCUUUAACGCUUUUUAGCGCUGAUAAUAUUCUAGCAGGUAUGUGGCGUAAAAAAGUUGAAGUUCUUCAAGAAGCGGCAUGGACGGAAUUACAACAACGCGCGGGCUCGGACAGAUUACCUCGUCUUCUCUUGAGGCUAGCGCCUCUCCGAUCGAUUAAUCCUAGAGUUUUGGAGGACCUUUUUUUCUCAGGUCUGAUUGGUCGAGUAAGUGUAGCUAGCGUUGUGCCUUACAUCCUUACCAUGCAAGAUUAUAAAGCCGAGCCGGAAAGUCACGCAGGGUGACAAAUACUGUCAGUGCAAUGUAAGUCGUGACCUAAAAUAGUGAUGUAUGCAUAAGUGUUGAAUGCCUUGAACAUUUCAAUACAACGAGACGAGAAAGUCAUGUGCAAAAGACA